AUGGAUCGCACAGGAAUUCAAAACCUGUACGAGACAAGCAGAGAUAGGAAACAAAAAUUUGCCAAUCAACACCAUCAUUACACAGACUUUGGAGUGCUCCUAGGAUACUGGUUUGAUGAAAGGGCCCGGGCAGAAGCAGAGACUGAAAUUUUGUUGCAUAAACUGUCGAAAAAUCAGCUGGGAUUUCAAAAGCUUGACAGAUACCUCAUAACUUUGAAUAGACCCAUCCAGCUGACAAGAAACCUUGAUGGCUUCUUGCACCAUGGUGACAUCGUGAGAAUUAAAUGGUCGCAUGGACCAGAUGAAAGAAAAUAUUUUCUGGCAGCUUUGCCUUUCAGUAUUGGUAAUGAUGGAACAUUUGAUGAGCCUUGCCUGGCUACAGCCACAGAGGAUAGUAGAAUCGUUGCACGAUCUGCUUUCCAUGUUUUCAGAAAUGACAACAAAGUGCCGAAUCAUAUUCCUUUGACGUAUGGCGAGUGCAUAAUGUUUUGUACCACGGAUGGAACUGGUCAUAGACUUUUAGAAUGUGAACCAAAAUCUUUCUCGACCUUCGCCAGGAAGUCUGGACACAAUGAAGUGAAAUGGGUCAGGGAUUUAUCGGCGAGAUCUCUCUGGAAAGUUCAUCAUCGAGAAAAGCAAGACAGACGGAAAACUGAAGGCAAGUUCAUAUUAUCCAAUACUGAUGUAGUUAUUUGUCAUCUGGCUACUGGUCAGAAUCUAGCACUGGAGAGAGGAACGGAGAUGAACACAAUUAUGGGUAAAGAAAAGGAAAUUUCUGGCCAUAUUUACGAUGAUAGGUACAAGAAUGAAGAAAUAGAGAACAUAUGGCAGUUCGAAGCCCCAUUAAUAAAGCCUGAAGAUUACGGAGGACCCAUACAUCUGCCUCGGUGUAGUGCAUUAUGA
This is a messenger RNA of Argiope bruennichi, 903 nucleotides long. Its product is annotated as cilia- and flagella-associated protein 161-like. Gene Ontology annotation, cellular component: motile cilium. Gene Ontology annotation, biological process: cilium assembly. Lineage: Eukaryota; Metazoa; Arthropoda; Arachnida; Araneae; Araneidae. The transcript has a single exon. The record is from RefSeq and is a predicted model, not a curated record. Bases 1 to 903 code for a protein of 300 amino acids.